GAGUUUUCAUUUUCAGAGCAAUACGCCAAUAUCAUCCCCUGGCACAAGGCUAAGCAAGAAGAAGACCAUUCAUCACGUGCUCCGCACGUCACAAUUGCAGGACGGCGCUAUAAAUUAAUUCACAGGCCUUACCUGAGGAGAGUCAAUACAAUCCACCUCCACAGGACCACAGCUCCACUCCACCGUCAUUCCGACCAACCAAAAUCCAACGUGAACCGUGACGAGUCGCAGCAGCGUACACCAUCCGGCUGCGACCAAACUCAUACUCUCUCAACCCAAAAACCCCGUUGGUACGAACAGGCGGGGCUGUUUUGACGAAAUUUAGUAUCUUUUUUUCACGAUGAUGGGUGAGCGGUGGGUAUUCAUUGAUCGGUUCAAGCUCAGAGUGGCGGUGUUCAUGGUGGUGUUCGUAUUGUUUGGUACUCAGAAUCUGUGCUUCUGUUCUUCUCUGAAGAGUGAAGGAUUGGCUCUGUUGAGGUUUAGAGAAAGAAUUGUGAGCGACCCUUUUGGUGCUUUAUCGAAUUGGAAGGUGAAAGAUGGAGACGUUGAUCCAUGUUCAUGGUUCGGUGUUGAGUGUUCAGAUGGAAAAGUAGUCAUCUUAAACUUGAAAGAUCUUUGUCUUGUGGGUACAUUGACACCUGAAAUUGGAAAGCUUAACUACUUAAAAUCUAUUAUUUUGCGCAACAAUUCUUUCUCUGGAAAUGUUCCUAGAGAAAUUGGACAACUGAAAGAUCUGGAGCUGUUGGACUUAGGAUUCAAUAACUUUAGUGGACCAUUUCCAUCUGAUUUUGGCAACAAUCUCUACCUCAGUAUCCUUUUAUUGGAUAACAACAAGUUCAUUGGGAGCAUAGCACCAGAACUUUAUCAGCUUAAGAUGCUUUCUGAAAUUCAGGUAGAUGAGAACCAUCUAACUGGUGCUGCCCUGAAACCAUCCUGUAUCAGCAAUGGUUUUACUUGGAACAUAGCCCAACCUGGAGAUUUAGCACAUGGGAGGCGGCUGCUACAGGUGGCAAAUCCCCCCAAAGCCAAUGAAAGAGUUUCCCAUUCAUCACUGUCCCCUACACCAUCAAAAUCGCUACUUUCAUCUUCACUGCCACCUUCAAAUCCACCAUUUUUAUCACCAUCUCCAUCACCUUUUGGAGCCCCAUUUGCUUCUCCAUCACCUUCCCCCUCAAAUAUCUUUUUGACUCCUUCACCUUCUCCUGUAGAAGUAGGAACUCCUCCUCCAACUCCAGCAGCUUCCCCAGUUGUCAUUUCUGAACCACCACAAUCUCAUUUCAUCCCAACUGAUUCCCCUGCUUCAACUCCAUUCCAAAGUGCACAUAAGAUUUCCAACUCAAAGCAUCAUAUGGUUCUAACCUUGGUAGCAGGUAUUGGGGGCUCUCUCUUCGUUCUUAUUUCAGUCAUUGCCAUUAUAUUCUUCAGAAGCAGUAAGGUGGCUACUGUCAAACCGUGGGCUACCGGGUUGAGUGGACAGCUGCAAAAAGCAUUUGUAACUGGGGUACCUAAUCUCAAGCGAGCAGAACUAGAAGCAGCCUGUGAAGAUUUCAGCAAUAUAAUUGGUUCUUUCUCAGAUGGUACAGUGUACAAGGGAACUUUAUCAAGUGGGGUUGAAAUAGCUGUGACAUCCAGUGCAGUCACAUCUCGUGACGAUUGGUCAAAGAAUUUAGAGGCACAGUUCAGGAAAAAGAUAGAGACGUUGUCAAAAGUGAAUCACAAGAAUUUUGUGAACCUUAUUGGGUAUUGUGAAGAGGAUCAACCUUUCACGAGAAUGAUGAUUUUUGAGUAUGCUCCUAAUGGAACACUCUUCGAGCAUCUACAUAUACAAGAAGCAGAACACUUGGACUGGGGAAUGCGACUACGGAUAGCUAUGGGCAUGGCAUACUGCCUUGAGCAUAUGCACCAGAUGACUCCACCCAUACCCCACAGAAACCUGCUGUCUUCCUCUGUAUAUCUUACUGAAGACUAUGCUGCCAAAAUAUCUGACUUCAGCUUUUGCAAUGAUGCUGCAGCAGCCAAGGCUGGAUCAGCCACAAUGGAGCUCUUAGAAACCACAUCAAUGGAUUCAGAGACCAAUGUGCACAGCUUUGGGGUAAUAUUACUUGAAAUGAUAACCGGUAGGAUCCCAUACUCAAUAGACAAUGGAUCUCUCGCAGACUGGGCCUCAAACUAUUUGAGAAGUGACCAACUUCCAAAGCAAAUGGUAGAUCCAACUCUUAAUUCUUUCCAGGAGGAUCAGCUGGAGAAACUGUUUGAAGUGAUUAAGAUGUGUGUUCAUCCUAAUCCAAAGGAAAGACCGACAAUGAGAGAAGUAGCUGCUAAGUUAAAAGAGAUCACGACAUUGGAACCUGAUGGAGCAACUCCAAAACAAUCUCCCCUUUGGUGGGCUGAGCUUGAAAUCAUGUCUACAGAAACAAGUUGAAGAGGUGAAAGUGAGCAUUUAAACCAAAUCUUCGCUUUCUCUCCCCUGUUUCUGUUGUUGGUUUAAGAAGCAGUGAUGUGUAGGGUAGGUGCUGUUUCUUCCAAUCCUGGUUGCUGGGUAAGAAUAAUUUUUGUAUAUAACCGAGAAAGGACCAACCUUUUUGGUUUCUUGUUUGGUUUUUCAUCUUCAUUCUUUAGUUUUUAUAACCCCUAAUUUGUUUGUUUAUAUGUUUGAAUUUGGUUGCAUAAACAGGCAACAUAAUUGAGAGAUCAAUAGUUGUCAAUCUUCUUCUCGUGAUUUGACAUCCAGUAUGAAUAAAAAGACUUUUACCCUCCUGGACUGCAUCCCUAUUUUUUCUGAAUUCAUUUUUAAGUUUAGGCUAGACUUGAGCAAUCCAGGAGAAAUGGUGAAGACUAGAAUACAAGCACUCAAUUUGAGACAGGAAUAACAAGUGUAAUGUAUGAACGCAACUUUGGUAGAAGUACAAGGCUCCAU
Molecule: messenger RNA, 2917 nt
Organism: Rubroshorea leprosula
Lineage: Eukaryota; Viridiplantae; Streptophyta; Magnoliopsida; Malvales; Dipterocarpaceae
Source: the annotation of a GenBank genome assembly